UGCUCCUGGGGCACCAUAGUCGUACAGAGAGAGAUCGGUACUGGAAGAUCUCUCUGGGGAAGAAAUUGAAACUAUCAGAUCUAUUCAACUGCCUUGUAGAUCCACUGUCAAAUCAUGUCUUCGUUCAGCGGCGAUGAGACGGCACCGUUUUUCGGCUUCCUUGGAGCCGCAGCUGCCCUCGUCUUCUCCUGUAUGGGAGCUGCCUAUGGCACAGCUAAGAGUGGUGUAGGCGUGGCCUCGAUGGGUGUCAUGAGACCUGAGCUGGUUAUGAAGUCUAUCGUUCCUGUUGUUAUGGCUGGUGUUUUGGGUAUUUAUGGCCUUAUUAUUGCUGUUAUAAUCAGUACCGGGAUUAAUCCUAAGGCCAAAUCAUAUUACUUGUUCGAUGGUUAUGCACAUCUCUCCUCUGGUCUUGCCUGUGGGCUGGCUGGUCUCUCUGCUGGAAUGGCUAUUGGUAUUGUUGGUGAUGCUGGUGUUAGAGCGAAUGCCCAACAGCCUAAACUGUUCGUUGGAAUGAUUCUCAUCCUCAUCUUUGCUGAAGCUCUUGCUCUCUAUGGUCUUAUUGUUGGUAUUAUCUUAUCUUCUCGUGCUGGCCAGUCCAGAGCAGAUUAGAGAAGGAGUAACGCUGCCAAAUAUUCUUUCGUCGCCUAUUUAUUUAAAUCUUCCUAUUAGUGGUUCGACGUUGUGAAUUUUGGUUAUCACGAGAUUGGUGAUUUGGUGGCAUCAAUCCAGGCUUUAGAUACCACACGUUAAUGGGGAUUGUUCCAUCGGCCGUUUGGCGGUGUUCUGUUUGUAUAAGUAGGCGUUCCUUGUCCCAAUAAAGCCUUUGAAACUUGGUCUUUUUAUUUUUAUAAAUUUAUUGCCGUAAGUUCCUAAAACGAUAUUUUUGUUGGCUGCGUAAACCAUGUGUGGUUGAUUUUAUCAUCAGUGAAACCUCCAUGCAUUCCUAGUCUUUC
Molecule: messenger RNA, 953 nt
Organism: Prosopis cineraria
Lineage: Eukaryota; Viridiplantae; Streptophyta; Magnoliopsida; Fabales; Fabaceae
Product: V-type proton ATPase 16 kDa proteolipid subunit
Exons: 3
Coding region: 115-609 (164 amino acids)
Biological process (GO): proton transmembrane transport
Cellular component (GO): proton-transporting V-type ATPase, V0 domain
Molecular function (GO): proton-transporting ATPase activity, rotational mechanism
Source: RefSeq, a predicted model, not a curated record